AUGCCAGGCUUUUUGACCCGGCCCAUCUCACAAAAUGGCCGAGUAAUCACAGCGGGCUUGCUUAAGGCCCUACGAAUACUGAUUCCGGGCAGGCGGGCUCAUUUAGCUCGGUUUGUUUUUCAGGCCCGGCCCAGCGCAAACCCCAGACUGACUGUCAUCCUUAAGGGAGUGUUCUAACGCCGCUCGCUCGCUCUUCUCCCGAGUCUGCAAUUCUCUCUUUUUCAUCUCGUUGCGGCAGAGCGAUUCUGCAAUCGACGAUGACGUCGCUGAUCUCGCCGUCGCAGGGCGCCGCUUUGUUCGCUGGAGCGAGGGGCGGCGGCGGCGGACACCGGAGGUGCAGGAAAUCGCCGAGGAUUGUCAUGACCAACGUCGCCGCUUCAACUGAGCCCAUCACCGUCGUUUCCAGGAACAACGCGUUAUUCCCCGUAAUGGUGCGAACAGAUCUCAGGAGAGCAUUGCAGCUGGAAUGAUCGUUUCUGUUAUUGGCAAUGUUUCUUGAUGGCUUUGCGCCGAAGUCCUGGACCGUACCUCUGUUUUCAGGGUUUGUGAGGGGUUUUGGGGAUUUUGGAAAAUCGUACACCUUGAGAACCCUGCAUCGAUAAUGGUCGCUUGCGACUUCUUGAAGUUUUCUUUGCUGGGCUUCGGGUUUUCAUUGUGUUACUGCGCUUCGGUAUUUUUUUUAACAACUCAUCUUUAUGCGAUACUGAAACUUCAUUUUCUGCUGUGAAAUGUUUGCAUCUUCCUGUUGACAUGCACAUUUGGUGAAAAUAGUAACCUGGUGGCCUUUGUUACUCCUAAAAUUCUUAGAAUCAAAUUUCUGUCCCAGGGACGCGUUGUAUCGAUUUCUCUCUGCUAAUGUUCUCAGGAAAAUAUCAUGAUAUGAUGUGCGGUUGAUUUUGUUAAGUCGUAAGCUCAGUUGACAAGUCCAACCGAUGUCAAAGAUUUAUCAUCUCUUCACAUGUUAAUGGUCGAUCGUUGAGUGACGAGUAUCCCUUCUAAAAAUUGCUUAAAAUUGUAGUUUCCAUUCUGAAAGUUGCAAAUUCAUGACUCAGUGGGUAUCCCUCGUAGAUGCUUUCUUUAUCUAGAAAAAUGAGCUUUUGGUGGAUAUAGUGCAUUACAGUUUCUCUAUCUAGUAUUGAAAAUGCAAGAAAAUCUGUAACAAAUCCCAUGUUACUUUGAUGUAGUAAUUUUGACUUAGCCACAAGCCUCCCAUUUUUAAGUUGCACAAAUUCAAGAAGUGAAUGGUAGUUGUAUCGGUGUAAGUUUCAAACUGAAAGACUACAGUUGCAUAUUACUCAUGUUGUGAUUGUUCAAUCUUGCUAGGUAAAUGGAUGUGCGGGAAAAAUGGGGAAGGCUGUUGCUGAAGCAGCCGUAUCAGCAGGGCUACAGUUAAUUCCUGCAUCAUUUAGCAGUCUGGGUGAAGCAGGUCAGCUGGUCAAGGUGAGCACUACAGAUGUUCGGCUGCAUGGCCCUUCUGAGAAGGAAGAUGUGUUAUCUUCAGUUUUGGAUAAACAUCCAAAUGUGAUCAUCGUGGACUUCACAGUGCCUGAUGCUGUUAACCGUAAGUGCUCUCUGAAUGUCUUAAAAGUUGUGACAUUUUUAUUUCCUUUCUAAAUCAAGCAUUCUGGAUGCCAAAAUCAAAGAUUUAUGAGAGGAGAAACCUUUUAUUAUACCAUUAUAGAGACAGGUCUGAAUUCAAAGGCGAAUUUUUUUUUUAGCUGUCUAUCUGAUGUGUUAGUUAUUUCAAGCCAUCAGUACCAGCCAUGGUUUACCCUGACAAGACGAGAUAAAAUAGGGCAGAACCUGGAGACUGAUGGGAAGCUUGAUUUUUCAAUUAUGUAUAUUUUUGAAUUUAUUGGAUGAUAUCCUUGCGUAAUGCCUGAUUACUAUGUUUUCUGCAGCAAAUACUGAGCUAUAUUGCAAAUUUGGCAUGCCCUUUGUAAUGGGUACAACUGGCGGGGACAGAGAACUGAUGUAUAAGACUGUGGAAAACUCGAAUGUUUAUGCAGUAAUAUCUCCACAGAUGGGAAAACAGGUCUUCUGAGAUUUGGAUUAACAGUUCGAGUCGAUUUUGAAUUUGAUAUUUUUCUUAUUGUACAUAAUAUGGAAAGAGUUACUUCGUCAUAUUGAAUUAUUUUCAGGUUGUUGCAUUUCUUGCAGCGAUGGAAAUCAUGGCUGAGCAAUUUCCUGGGGCCUUCUCGGGCUACUCACUUCAGGUUUAUAUUAUCAUUUUCUUCAAUUCUGAGAAGUUUGUUUGGCAUGUGUCUCAUGAGAGAGAAUCAAAUGAACAAAAAAUCAUUAAUAAACUUUAUACUUCAUUUAGCUAUGUCGUUUAUUUUUCUUUCUGAUGGUUGAAGAGAUAGGUUUGACACAUUUUUUUUGUUCCAAGAUGAAGAUGUUAUACUUUCAUAAGGAAAUUCUACACUCUCCAAAAAAAACUCCUGUGAUACAACAGAACGUUCAUAAAGAUCCCCACCCCAUUGAUAUGGAUGUAUAUUUUCUCUUCUCUCCAUGCUAGUCUCUAGACCUUUUUUUGGGUAUAGUGGUUAGAUGUACAACAAAAGUUGGGGCCAUUAAAAUGUCUGAGCUGUCUUUGGGUCAUUAACCCCUCUGCAUUUGUAUGGGAAUAGAUUUUUCACAAGCCGUUCAUCUCUUCUGUGACAAUUGGGUCUAUUUGUGUUCUGGUUGCUCAUACGCAAUCUGUUAUAUAGGCUUGUUUAUGUAUCAUUUAGCACAAAGAGACUGCUGUUCUUGCCUGUUGAUGGACAAGAACUUAGGAGGCAGAACGUUAUUACCAAUGGAGAUGCAAUGCUGUUGGAAACCGUGGUGUACAGGAUAAUUCUCUGCUAAGACGCUUGUACCAGCUGGAACUGUUGUGGGUUUGUCUGAUGGACGCCAUUUCAUCUUGUGGGAAACAUGAACGCUUCAUCAGUAGUAAAAGGUCAUUAUAGUGAAAUAAUGUAUUUGUGCUUGAGCUUGGGAAGCAACCAAUGUUGGGUUAUUGAUAGCAGAAACAAGUAUAUGAGUUUAAUCAAGUAAAAAAAGUCUUUAUACUGCCACACUAUCAAGCAUUUAGACGUAGAUGUAGAGCAGGGGAAGCAUAGUUAGAACUGUGGUAAAGGUGGCUACAGGUGGAGCAAGUCCUCCCCUCGUCAAUAGGCUUGGAAGCAGCUUUUGGUACUAUCUGGCUUACCACGAGAUUUGGUGGUGUGAGCCAACGAGCCUUAUGAAUUGUCAGCAUGGAUACUACUUUCUAAACUGAACAAGAGAGAUAGAGGCAUUAUCAAAAUAAUGGAUGAUUCUCAAUGCGUGAGGGUGGAUACCUAAUGAUGGACCAUCAUCUACUACUGGAUCAAUUGCUGACUUCUUAUGGGGAAGGUUGCGUCCUGUAGAUUGGUCCUUAUCAUUAGAUGUUCGCAGAGUGUCUCAGUAUCAUCAUAGAGUAAUGCCUGUACAUGACAUGUAUGGAGCAUAAGCCACAUCCACAUGUUUUCGUUGCUUCUAUGCAACUAAUCUGGUAAUAUUGCUGCAGCAUCUUAGCAUGGCAAGGAGACUAAUCCAUUCUUGGAAAAGAUGGGAGCUGCGAUGGAGGCUGACAUCCAUCAAUUCGUCUAAAUGACCACAAAUGUGUUCAGGUUGGGGAUGUUUGGUGAUUACUGAUGUACCUGAGUCAAGGCAUUGGCAAGUGCAUUGAUUGCCAUAUUAGUCAACUCAUUUGCUGCAUGUGCUGUUGGUUGUGUUGGGGAACAACUAAAAUGGCUCUUGUAACAACACCUACUUGUGAUCUAGUGGAGGUUCGGGUGGGUCUGAUAGCAGCUUCUUUCUGGGGGAGUUUGGGGAUAAUGAACCUGUGAAUCUGAGAGAAAAAAUAUGGAAAGAUUGCCUGCCUGCGAAAACAACAAUUUUCUCGGACUAGACGUCCUGUUGCAAAAAAAUUUAAAAUCUUAGGUCUGAUCACGUAACAGGUUUCAAGUAAGAUGUUAUGGAGUUAUAAUUGUUCAAUUGACGAAACCUGGGGAGAUGGAACCAGCUUUCGUGGUGUGCAUUCUUUGGUAACUUAAUAUCAUACUGAAAAUUAGUUUCUAGCUGGGUUAGUUUCUUGGCAUUGAUUACUGUCCCUUUCUGGUUCGUCUUCAUAGUUGACUUGGAUGGAGAUGAUUGAGGUUGUCUGCUAUACCUUUUAAACAUUUUGUACUGCUCAUAUUAGUUUGUAGUUGUGAAACCAUUUCCUUUGACUAACCUACGACAAUUUAUGGUGGAAAGGUCCAAAGUCAGCGGGGUUUUGAGUUCCUAGCUCGAUUUUGGUCGUACUCAUGGUCGAGAUUGUGGUUCUGACCAUGCAUAGUGCUACAAAAGGAGAAGAAACAGAAUGCCUUAUGAUGAAAUGAUACGACUUUAGGACCAUAAUGAGGCUGGCAGCUGUACACAUUGACAUCUUUCUCAGAACCUGCUCCUGUAAAUCUGGUGUUUGAUCGUUGACAACCUUCAUCCAGCUUAUGAAAAACCCUGCUGCUCUCUCCAAAUGGGCAAAAUUCUGACUUUCAAGCAAGCUGGCUUUUUUUUUUUUUUUCUCUCCUUCCUGGGGAGACCUUAAGUCACUGAAUUUAUUUACAUCAUUUCUUCUCCUCUCCCAUUGGCCGUGACGAUUCUUGUGAUACAAUCAAUUCUAUAGAGCACCUAUCCUCCUAUCCUUCGAUUCUUCUAUCGUGUUCUUGGCUAUUACCAAAAGAAGGGCAGCACUUUGAUGAUAUUUGUCUCUGUGAUGCUUCACCCUUUUCAGGUGAUGGAGUCUCAUCAGUCAACCAAGCUAGACACCUCUGGGACGGCAAAGGCGAUCAUUUCAUGCUUUAAUAGGCUGGGCGUCUCAUUUGAAUUGGAUCAGGUGCCAUAGAAAGAACCCUGAAAACGAUUUCCAUUUUUAUCAUCUCCACAAGAAAAUCCCCAUCUCUGAAAGGUUUUGGGAUAUAUAUAUAUAUACAUAUACCUCCCUUGUUGCAGAUCCAGCAGAUCAGGGAUCCUAGGAAGCAGCUCGAGGUGGUGGGCGUCCCCGAGGAGCACCUAUCCGGCCACGCUUUCCAUCUCUAUCAUCUGACUUCACCAGAUAACACGUAGUUGACUUUCACCCGAGCUUGUUUGACCUUGAAAAUUUGUGGUUCUUGUGCUGACUCUGCGUGAUCUUCAGGGUGUCCUUUGAAUUCCAGCACAACGUCUGCGGGCGAUCAAUCUAUGCCGAAGGGGCCAUUGAUGCUGCGAUUUUCCUCGCCAAGAAGGUGGUGGUGCCCUGUUCAGAGAAGAUCUGCAAGCAUUUCCUGCUCAUUAAGGGGUGAAUUGAUCAUGAAUUGGGUUGAUUACAGGUCCAGGCGAAGGCGGAGAAGAAGAUCUACGACAUGAUCGACGUCCUCCGGGAGGGCAACAUGCGAUGA
This is a messenger RNA of Spirodela intermedia, 5423 nucleotides long. Lineage: Eukaryota; Viridiplantae; Streptophyta; Magnoliopsida; Alismatales; Araceae. The record is from the annotation of a GenBank genome assembly.